Molecule: messenger RNA, 759 nt
Organism: Equus quagga
Lineage: Eukaryota; Metazoa; Chordata; Mammalia; Perissodactyla; Equidae
Product: cuticle collagen 34-like
Exons: 2
Coding region: 1-759 (252 amino acids)
Source: RefSeq, a predicted model, not a curated record
AUGUGCGUCUGGGCCGUCCUCUCCGCCUGCCCCCCAUCCCCCCGGGCCGCCGCCGCGUCCCCUUUAAAUGCCCGGGAGCCGGAGCCGGAGCCGGAGCCGCGGCUAGCGCUGCGGCAGCCGCAGCACCCGGGCCCUCCGCAGUCCCCGCACGUCACAAGCGACUGUCCAAUCACGGCGGCGCCGGCGCACAUCAAAGGGGCGGGCCGCCCGCGGGCCACGCCUCCCGGCUGCCCCGGAGACUCCCGGAGCGCCGGCGAAGGUGGGAUGGGACGCAACGGGAGAGGCUCGCCGCCCCCACGGGUCCCCCAGCCUCGCACGGGCCUCGGCGCCCGCCGGGCGUUCCCCUCGCUUCCUGGUUUGUGGUCGGGGAGCGCGGAGCGUGUCACGUCCAGGAAAGAAGAGUUCGUCUGCGGCGGGGACCCGGCGUCCGGCAGGCAGCGGCCCCCGCCCAGCCCCGGCCACGCCCCUGCAGGCGCCACGUCCCGGGCCGGGCACAGUCGCCGGGAGGGACGCCCUCCCCCGGGCUGCGCCGGGCCGCAGCGGGGCGGGGCCGAGGAGCUCUGCGCCCGCCACCUGGGAGCCCACGUCCCCGCCGCGCGCACGACCCAGGAGCGGUGCGCCCGCCACGCCCGUGAUCCGGGAGCCCUGUCCCCGCCGCGCGCACGAUCCAGGAGCGGUGCUCCCGCCACGCCCGUGAUCCGGGAGCCCCGUCCCCACCACGCCUGCGACCCUGGAACCGUGCGCCUGCCACGCCCGUGA